CACAUUACCAACCCAACUGCCCCUCAAUCUAUCUCAUGAUUUCAACCUAAGACUGUUGAAUCACCCUUCUUUAACUUUUACUUAAUUCAUAAAAGAUCUUCACCUCUCUUAAGCUAUUGUCUUAACUCCUACAAAACACCAACAAAGCUGACCGAAUCCCUUGAUUCAAGAGCCAAGACUGUACUCAAGAUACCGACGUCUCCUUUAUCGAAGAAGGCUGCUGGGACGGAGAGGUAGAAGAGCUAAUAACCUCAUUCUCUACUAUCGAAGAGCUCUACGAAACCCUUCGCGUCAGAAACGAUAACAAUAAAAUCGAUAUGGCUUUAAAGUUCGCCCCAUUUGCUUCUGAAAUAGAGCUACCGUUUUACACGGCUCUUUCCCAGUUAAAGAUCGAUCAUGAUAAGUUAGAUGAUUCUGCAAGACCGGUUCUCGGUUUAUAUGAACCAAGAGCUACACAAAGUCCUGAUCAGAGUUCUCGUAUGAGAGUUCUCGGUAAUGCUUUGAGUAGUAACGAGUAGGAUUCACCAUCAUGUUUGGAAUACGCGUACUGAUUCAUUCAUAGAGUUCCUCUGGGUCAUAUUCGAGCUGAGGGUAUAAUCAAGAAUGUCAAUACCAUCGAGGACUUUAAGAAUACGGACAAACAAGCAAUGUUACAAACUUCUGCCAAACAGGUGAGUCUCGUGAUUUUCCGGACUACUCGCUUCAAUACAGUUCUGACAGGAGUAGAUUUGGGAUGCAAUUAAUGAUGGCACCAUUUAUUCUAUUCCUUCAUUACUUUCUUCAUUCACUAUUUUGUCUUUUGCAAAUUUGAAAAAAUAUACUUUUACUUACUGGUUUGCUUUUCCUGCCCUACAUUCGGAGCCGGCAUGGAGGAAAGUUGAGCAACCGCCCAAAUUCAGCGCUGAGGAAACCACAGCGCUCACGGAGGAGCUUGGUACGUGGCGUUACAGCCACGAUAAUAGGGAACAUGGAUUCUUUCUAGCCAAGCGAGUAUAUUCUUCAUCGAAACAGCCCCAAGAUCCGGAAAACGAGUCGCACUCCGAUUUGCCAUUCAAAUGGGUUAUUGGAUCAUUAAGAGAAUUUGAGGAUGGUUUCUUCAAUGGUGUAGAUGCAAAAGACCAAUACGUAUCUUUCGUUGACCCAUCCACUUACCUCGAAAAUCCAGGGUGGAUGUUACGGAACCUUUUAGUUUUAAUUAGACGCAGAUACAAGCUCGACAAAGUCCAGAUACUUUGCUACAGAGAUAAUCACGCAAAAAGGCAUGUGCCCCAAAGUUUAAUCUUAGUUUUGGAGAGUAUUCACGACCCAGAAUAUCAGUCAACUGGCCCUGAUGAGACACCUAAAGUCACGGGUUGGGAGCGUAAUAGUCUUGGGAAGCUUACUGCGAAAGUCACCAACUUGGCUCAAUAUAUGGAUCCAGCUCAACUUGCUGAUCAAGCGGUUGAUCUUAAUCUCAAAUUGAUGAAAUGGCGCAUUGCACCUGAAUUGGACUUAGAUGCUAUUAAAACCACAAAAUGUCUAUUACUUGGAGCUGGAACACUUGGGACAUAUGUUUCGAGACUACUUAUGGGUUGGGGAGUGCGCAAGAUUACCUUUAUCGACAAUGCAUCGGUUUCAUUUUCAAAUCCGGUUCGGCAGCCAUUGUUUGAUUUCAAGGAUUGUAUAGAUGGUGGUGCCAAAAAGGCAUACCGAGCAGCUGAAGCUCUCCAAGAGAUAUAUCCCGGAGUUGACAGUACUGGACAUGUAAUGUCAGUGCCCAUGCUUGGACAUCCAAUUACAGAUGAAGCUGCUACAAAAACGGACUUUGAACUUUUACAAAAGCUUAUUGAAGACCACGAUGCAAUCUUCUUAUUAAUGGAUACCCGAGAGAGUCGAUGGCUUCCAACUGUUAUGGGAAAGGCGGCUGGAAAAAUCGUUAUGAAUGCAGCUUUAGGAUUUGACACGUAUGUCGUGAUGAGACAUGGGGUUACUCCAGAAGAUGGUGGACCUGCUGCGCUUGGUUGUUACUUUUGUAAUGAUGUUGUAGCGCCAUCUGAUGUGAGUACUUGAUUUUUUUCUAUGAACAUAUCAUUCGCUAACAUUAGUGUCACAGUCUGUGAAAGAUCAAACUCUUGAUCAACAAUGCACUGUCACUCGGCCGGGUGUAGCUCCUGAAGCAUCUUCCAAACUUGUAGAACUUCUUGCUUCAGUUCUUCAACAUCCAUUGCGAGGUGCCGCACCAGCUCCAAAACUCUCGGCAAACCAGCAAUCAGGCCAAAUGGAAUUCGAUCGCGAUCCACCCAACCAUCCUCUAGGUCUUGUGCCUCAUCAGAUCCGAGGUUUCUUGUCUGCUUACAAGACCAUGCUAAUCAGCGGUCCUUCGUACGAUUGCUGCUCAGCCUGCUCGCCGAAAAUUGUGAAUGCUUACAAAGAGGACGGAUGGGAAUUCAUCAAGCGCGCGUUAACUGAGAAAGAUUACAUCACAGAAUUGAGUGGACUAGCUGAAGUUCAACGUAAAGCCGAAGAAGCAGCAAAUGAUGUAGAGUGGGAUAGUGAAGAGGAGGGAGUAGAGGAUGAAGAGGCCGAAUUACUUUAACCUUGAGCUUUAUAUAUGUUUUCGGACAUUGGAGUGGCGUUUGCGCUUGCGCUAUACCUGGGAUUGUUAAUGAUGGUUAUGAUUUAUGGUUGUAUCGGCGUUUUGUAGUUAGUGGUGGAGGUCAGCUUUUGGUUAGCGGGUUUGUUUGAUAGUUUAGAUUGGUUGUUGGUCUGAUGAUUACAGCUAUUCAGCUAUUCAGCUAUUCAGGAAUUCGAGGUUCUGGGGACUCGGCAUAAUGAAAUGGGUUUUUGGAAAGAGGAUCAUGAUAUUAU
Molecule: messenger RNA, 2847 nt
Organism: Sclerotinia trifoliorum
Lineage: Eukaryota; Fungi; Ascomycota; Leotiomycetes; Helotiales; Sclerotiniaceae
Source: the annotation of a GenBank genome assembly